Molecule: messenger RNA, 750 nt
Organism: Drosophila albomicans
Lineage: Eukaryota; Metazoa; Arthropoda; Insecta; Diptera; Drosophilidae
Product: serine protease 1-like
Exons: 1
Coding region: 1-750 (249 amino acids)
Biological process (GO): proteolysis
Molecular function (GO): serine-type endopeptidase activity
Source: RefSeq, a predicted model, not a curated record
AUGCAAGUUCUACUCGUCUUUCUGUCUGUGAUAAUUGCUCUGUCACUUGGGUCUAAGCUUCCGCUUAGUGGAACCCAACAUCUUAAUAUCCACCAACGCAUCCACAAGGGAAAAUAUGCCCAUACAGGACAAUUCCCAUAUAUUGUUUCGUUGCUCACAGUUGAGGGCACAAAAGGUUUUCCAUGUGGUGGCUCCAUCAUUGAUCACAACUGGAUUUUGACUGCCGCUCAUUGCACACACAACAAAGAUUGGGUUCAAAUCUUCUAUGGUACAACGGAAAAAUGGAAGAGCGAAAUUAGUCAUGUUGUCAGUUCCGAUAACAUUAUUGAGCACGAGCACUAUGAUAAUAGAACUCUCGAAAAUGAUAUUGCCCUUAUUCGCACACCUUAUGUGGAGUACUCGGAGUUGGUUAAUAAAGUGUCGCUUGCCGAUCGCGAAAAUGACUACGUAGGAGCGUGGUCCAUAGCCAGUGGAUGGGGCAAAAAUGAAUAUGGUAUAGAACAGGAAAAUCUACAGUUUAUCGACUUGCAGAUUCACAGCAAAAUGAACUGCUGGAAUUACAUUUAUAAACCAUCGGACACAAUCAUCUGCGUCGCUCCAUUUGUCGGUGAAGGCGACUCUGGGGGUCCAUUGAUCACACGCGAUGAUCCCAAACUGGUUGGGAUCACCUCUUUUGUAGGUGAUCUAAGUGGCUUCACUCGGGUUAGCGCUUACCUGGACUGGAUUCGUAGUCACACUGGCCUACAAUAG